UAACGCUUGAAACAAGGAAAAAGUGAAAGUGUUGAGUAGAGUGAGUUGGUUGCAAGGUGUGAUUAUAGCAUUGAAAAGCAAAUGCCAGUCCAAGAAACAUCACUCAUCAAUUCACUCCCCCUUCACCCAUCUUCUUCUCUCUCCUCUCCUCCUCCUCCUCCUCCUCCUCCUCCUCAACUUGCAUUUCCAUGGCAUAUUAGUACCUUGAAAAAAAAAAUGAUUUUCGAGUGAAAACCAUUAGAUACUUCAAGAAUAAAAAAAAGAUAAGAUUAAAAGAAAGAAAAAAGUUACCAUUUUUAUCUCAAAGGUCUUGGUUUUUCUAUACAUCUUCAAAGAUAACAAUGUGGUGGUGGAAAUGGGGGGUUAAUGGUUAUCAUUGAGUGAACCAGACAAAGCUUCCUUGCUAUCUAUCCAUCACUCCAUCACUCCAUUCCCCACAACCCACUAUCAGUAGGCAUUUUCUUCCCCUUUUGAGCUCUUUUGUUUUCUUUAUGUCAUUGCCCGCGCCCCCUUUGGCCCUUUAUUUGAUUGAUUUUCACUCUUCUGAUUAAAACCAACAUGCAAGAUUGGUGCUUUUUUUCUUGUCUAGUGCUUGUACGGUGAACUGGUUCUUGAUCUCAAUCUUUCCCUGAAAAUGUGGGGGGACUGAAAAGAGAAAAGAAGGCUGAAGAAGAGAAAUUUCAGGGUGGAAAAAAGUGCAUUUUUUUAGCAACCCUCUUUUGCUUUGUACCAUUUUCUUCAAGCCUUUUUCUUGGUUGCUAUAGCAAGUCCAAAACAAUGAGGAAGCAUGGUUGGCAACUUCCUUACCAUCCUCUGCAGGUGGUAGCCGUUGCUGUAUUUCUGGCAUUGGGUUUUGCUUUCUAUGUGUUCUUUGCGCCUUUCGUGGGGAGGAAGCUGUAUCAGUACAUAGUGAUGGGGCUCUAUACUCCUCUUAUUGUUUCUGCCUUCAGCCUAUAUAUUUGGUGCGCUGCGGCUGAUCCUGCGGACCCAGGUGUCUUUAAGUCCAAAAAGUACCUUAAGAUUCAAGAAAAGCCUCUCCAACAGAAGCAAUCUAAACUUGGUGGAGAUUCAACUUCAUCAAUACAAGAUGCAAAAGCUGCAACAACUGGAGAUAAAACUUUUGAUGAAGCUAAUAAAGAAGUUGAAGCAAAAGCAGAGCAUGCUGCCCAAACAGAGAAGAAUGCAUCACCUAACCAGAGAGGACAUUUCAUGGCCCUGUUGACCCUUUUACCUUGUGCCUUCCUGUGUCAAUGCUCAAGUUCACAUGAAGAAUCUUCUGAGCAUCAAACAAGUGAAGAUGGCAUGUUCUACUGUAGUUUGUGUGAAGUAGAGGUUUUUAAAUAUAGCAAGCAUUGCAGAGUUUGUGACAAAUGUGUUGAUCGUUUUGAUCAUCAUUGCAGGUGGCUAAACAAUUGUAUAGGUAAAAGGAAUUAUCGGAAGUUCUUUAUCCUCAUGGUCUCUGCCCUUCUCCUGCUUAUACUUCAAUGGUCAACCGGGAUCCUUGUACUUAUUUGCUGUUUCCUCGAGCGGAAGAGAUUCUCGGUGGACAUCACAACCAAGCUAGGAAGCAGCUUCACUGUAGUUCCUUUCAUUAUAGUUGUGGCAGUGUGUACCAUACUGGCCAUGAUUGCAACCUUGCCAUUGGCUCAACUUUUCUUCUUUCAUAUUCUUCUUAUAAAGAAGGGAAUCAGCACCUAUGAUUACAUUAUAGCUCUGAGGGAGCAAGAGCAACAGGGCAUUGGGGGCCAGCAAAGUCCGCAAAUGUCACCUGUUAGUUCCCUCACUGGAUUAAGUAGUGCAAGCUCCUUUAAUAAUUUCCACCGAGCAGCCUGGUGCACACCGCCACGUCUCUUUGUUGAAGAUCAGUUUGAUGUAGUUCCUCCUGAGACUGGAUCUGUAAGUUCACUUGGAAAAAAGUCCGUUGUGGAGGAGCCAAUAAAGAAAAAGAACCCAGUGCCUGUAAAGAUCAGUCCAUGGACAUUAGCUCGGCUGAAUGCAGAGGAGGUGUCAAAGGCUGCUGCAGAAGCUAGAAAGAAGUCAAAGAUUCUGCAGCCUGUAAUGAGACAUGAAGCACAAUAUACUCAUGAAACGGACAGUAGUUUUGGCAGCAGUGGGCGCCGAAUGGUUUCAAGGCCAGAUAAUAGCAGAAAACGACCCAGUAAGCGAGUCCGCCUUCCUGCAGAUUUGCCCGUUGAACCUCUGACAAGAAAUUCGAGUGAAGUUGCUGGAAUUAGUAUGCGGCACAUGAUUACUGAUACCUCAACCAGUUUGGCACCUCUUCACCUUGAAGCCCCAAGUGCUUUCCGUACAGGUCGAACUAUCUCCACCUCAGCUGGAAUCGUUGCUUCUUCUCCUGAAAGUAGUUUAGACUCCCCUGAUAUCCAUCCAUUCGGGGCAUCCUUGGGUACUGAAGAAGCAAGGCGACUUGUUGGUCUAUCAGCUGCUAGCAUGAAUGCUCAGAAGGAUAUCCCUCUGUCAAGGUCUACAAGUGAUGGAUAUGAUGCAUCAGGUGGGGAAGAUAGUGACCGAGUUCCUCAUAGAAUUGGACAGAGGCCAUCCAACUGGAGUAGCCUUCUUUUUGGCACUGACCCUGAUGACAGGGUCACUAGAUUGAACUUUUCGUCUUCAUCUAGGUCUGAUGUUAGAAAGUAGAAACCAAGUAAAUUGUAGCCUCAACAUUUUUUCAUUUGUUAGCCAAAGUCUAUCACCUGGUCGCCACCUCUGAGUAUGCCAGAUCUCAUGGCUUCUUUGGACGAAAGUUUCUUUUGGGGAGAAUGGUAUGCACUGUAAAGAUUUAACGACACAAGUGAAAUUUCACCCUGCAAUUACCGUUCCUGAAGCAUCAUCAGUCGUCGACUAUUCGCUAGGUUUGAAAGGUGUUCCUAAUUUUCUGAAAGAAGGCCGUGCCAUCAAUGCUAGGAUACCUUCCUUGUAGUGCAGAUUAUGCUGAUAUGUGCUUGGUCGUUCAUUUUGCCCAUUUGUUCUUCCCAUUCCAUGGUAGCAGGUCAUCUGUAAAGAAUGACGCUUAAAGAUGCUAUCAGAAUCAAAUGCUUAUUUUUUGGCGCCUCAGACGUAAUAUGGUCUUUUGGCAAGGUAUCAGCU
This is a messenger RNA of Coffea eugenioides, 3102 nucleotides long. RefSeq names its product probable protein S-acyltransferase 22. Lineage: Eukaryota; Viridiplantae; Streptophyta; Magnoliopsida; Gentianales; Rubiaceae. Gene Ontology annotation, biological process: peptidyl-L-cysteine S-palmitoylation; protein targeting to membrane. The transcript has 9 exons. Gene Ontology annotation, molecular function: protein-cysteine S-palmitoyltransferase activity. The coding region runs from base 778 to 2652 and encodes 624 amino acids. Gene Ontology annotation, cellular component: endoplasmic reticulum; Golgi apparatus. The record is from RefSeq and is a predicted model, not a curated record.